This is a messenger RNA of Fusarium coffeatum, 1269 nucleotides long. RefSeq lists its product as uncharacterized. NCBI's taxonomy places the organism in Eukaryota, Fungi, Ascomycota, Sordariomycetes, Hypocreales, Nectriaceae. The transcript has 3 exons. Bases 1 to 1269 code for a protein of 422 amino acids. The record is from RefSeq and is a predicted model, not a curated record. Gene Ontology annotation, cellular component: fungal-type vacuole membrane.
AUGACUUCAACGGAAGAUCGAAUGGCGGGUGCUGCGCCUGUGUCGAAUGAUAAGACCAUUCCAGCUGAUGCGCCAGCGCAGGACACUCAGAGCGACAAUGCGCCUUCUGACGACCAGAUUCGCGAUGAGAAGGCCGCUGCAGGGCCAACGAAAUGGCAGAAGGUGAAAGCCCAUCUCAUCAAGUUCAAAUGGUGGUAUCUGCUCGGUAUCGUCAUCCUCCUCGCGAUCUUGCUCCCAUUGCUCUUCACGGUCAUCAUCCCAGCAAUUGUUCAAAACAUUCUCAACGGCCAAAAGCUCCCCAUUGAAGGUGGCGCUCUGCAAGUGAUCUCACCAGAUGAAGUCAAUAUGAGCAUCAUCACAUCGCUGGACACACCGCUGGCUGCCAAUCUGAAGCCCGUCGACUUGUAUCUGUACAACAAGGAGACUCACCCCAUGUCCUCCUUCCUCAUGUUGAAGCUUCCGGAUCUUCAUCUCAACCACAAGACUGGUGUGACGGUUGUCAACCAGACGAUGAAGGUGACGAACCACACUGAGCUUUUGCUCUGGUUUAACGAGUUCUUCGACAAGCCCAAGGUUGAGUUGUCGCUGGAAGGCAAGCCGGAGAUUCAUUUAGGAGCGCUGAAGUACCAUCGCUCGUUAGAAAAGACUAUUGAGAUUCCAUCACUCACCUAUCUUGAUGGCUUUGGUCUAAUUGACUUGACGUUCAAUCUGCAGUCGAACCGCACGUCCAAGUACAACAUGAAAGGCAACCUGAACAUCCCCAACUCCGGCGUGCUUCGUCUUGGUCUCGGCAACUUGACCUUUAACGUCAUGUCCGGAGAAACAAGACUGGGUCUCAUCAACUUGUACGAUCUUCAGCUCUGGCCGGGCAACAACACAGUUCCCUUCGAAGGCAACUUCUUCUUCGAUGAGCUAGUCCCCAAUCUCUCAGAGAUUCUUGACAGCCAAAAGGGCUCGCUGAGUCAAGGGUAUAUCGAGUUCAACGCAACGGGCAACUCCACUAUGGCGAACGGAGAGCAUAUCAAGUAUGUCGAAGGUGUCUUGAACAAGAAGCACAUCCGCUUUACGGUGCCUGUUAUCUCGUUGCUUGGAGAUGUAGUUGGAGGGUUGUUGGAUGCUGAUCAGGGCUCGCUUGUGAAUAUCUUCGGGGGCGCGGUUGGUAACUCGACUUUGCUUGAGCAUGUUCUUGGUCAUUGGGACGGCAGCGGAGGGGGUUCUAGUGGGAAUGCCACUCGAGGGCUUUUCGGAAAGGACUAUAGCAACAGUUAG